This is a messenger RNA of Oppiella nova, 351 nucleotides long. NCBI's taxonomy places the organism in Eukaryota, Metazoa, Arthropoda, Arachnida, Sarcoptiformes, Oppiidae. The record is from the annotation of a GenBank genome assembly.
UACAACACAGAGCUUUCUUUUAUUAGGCUUGACCUGAGGACACGAGACGGCACGUACGGCUUCAUUGAACACAUCCUUAAGGCCUUCCCCUGUGAGGGCCGAGCACUCCAAGUACUUAACGGCGCCGAUAUCCUUAGCCAUGGCCAGGCCCUGGGGCUUAAGGAACGUAAACAGACACCCAUUACUUACCCCCAGGUCCUGGCCAUGACUAAGGAUAUCGGCGCCGUUAAGUACUUGGAGUGCUCGACCCUCACAGGGGAAGGCCUUAAGGAUGUGUUCAAUGAAGCCGUACGUGCCGUCCCAUGUCCUCAGGUCAAGCCUAAUAAAAGGAAGCACUGUGUUGUACUUUAA